Eleginops maclovinus (Patagonian blennie) is the source of this 3309-nucleotide messenger RNA. RefSeq names its product RAB6B, member RAS oncogene family a (gene rab6ba). The coding region runs from base 245 to 892 and encodes 215 amino acids. The record is from RefSeq and is a predicted model, not a curated record. The transcript is spliced from 8 exons. Gene Ontology annotation, biological process: vesicle-mediated transport. NCBI's taxonomy places the organism in Eukaryota, Metazoa, Chordata, Actinopteri, Perciformes, Eleginopidae. Gene Ontology annotation, molecular function: GTPase activity; GTP binding.
AGAACGAGGAGAGGCCGCGCAUGCGCAGGACACAUUUGGGGAGGAAAAAAAAAAAGGAAUACGUCACGACCCGGUGCAGCAGCAGUGUGUGUUCCCAUCACGAAGAGAGAGCGCGAGACUGAACGGAAAGCAACAUCACCGCCUUUUCUACCGGGCAUCUUCACCAACCAACGCCGAACUCGAGUGGAAACACACACAAGUAUACUCAGACUGUCCUCCAGAGUUCCCCCACCUCCUCCUCAAAAUGUCCGUGGGCAGUGACUUUGGAAACCCUUUAAGAAAAUUCAAACUGGUCUUUCUGGGGGAGCAGAGUGUUGGAAAGACGUCUCUGAUCACACGGUUCAUGUAUGACAGCUUUGACAACACGUAUCAGGCCACAAUUGGAAUUGACUUCCUGUCGAAAACCAUGUACUUGGAAGAUCGAACGCUUUCUCUCUCUGAACCCCAGGUGAGGCUGCAGCUCUGGGACACGGCGGGACAGGAGCGCUUCAGGAGCCUCAUCCCCAGCUACAUCCGGGACUCCACCGUGGCCGUGGUGGUCUACGACAUAACAAAUGUUAAUUCAUUCCAGCAGACAUCAAAAUGGAUCGAGGAUGUGAGAACAGAGAGAGGAAGUGAUGUCAUCAUUUUGCUGGUUGGCAAUAAAACAGACCUGUCCGAUAAGAGGCAAAUCACAAUUGAAGAAGGUGAACAGAGGGCUAAAGAGCUGAGCGUCAUGUUCAUAGAGACCAGCGCCAAGACAGGUUACAAUGUCAAACAGCUUUUUCGGCGCGUGGCAGCUGCUCUUCCGGGAAUGGAAAGUAUGCAAGAAACAAGCAAAGAAGGGAUGAUCGACAUCAAGUUGGACAACCCUCAGGAGCCGCAGACUACUGAAGGCGGCUGCUCCUGUUAAUGCUCAGCAUCAUCCUGGGAUAAACACAUCAUUUACACCACAUGCUUGUUAUGUUGCUUCCUAUUGGUUAAUCUGCAGUUGACUUUUGCACGUUGUGAAUCUGGCCUCCUCACCUGACUGUCAGUCACCGGUUGGAACUAGCAAUAUGUGAAUUUGGUUUUAAAGUAGUGUAGCCUACUUUGUAAAUGAAACUGCCAAAAAGUCCAAGAAAGUCCUGGUAAAAAAGACGAAGAUGUAAAAAAAUUCUCCCCAAGUUAUUUUAUGUGGAUACUUUCUUUCUAAGUAGAAAAGGAAGUUUCCCCAGUUUCUGUUUUGUAUUUUUGUAUAUUCAGGAAUAUCUCUCUGAAAAGGUUGCAAACAAAGCUCUUUUUGGGCUUGAUAAGAGCAGAUGGUUUUGGAUGUAUGUUUAUGGAUCCUACUCUUGUUACAGGCAAAAAUAGAAUUCCUCACAACAUUAUUACAGUGAAUGUAGUGAAAUGCUGUCCUUACCCCUGAUCAAUCUUCAAAAACACCAACUAAAAUAAUAAUAAUAAAUAAUACAAAAAUAAUCUUAGUGCACUUGAAGUCCGAAACCUUUUUAUUUGAUCUGAACGUGAAGUGGGCUUAAAGAACUGUUAGUCAAAUACAAGCAGAAACUACAAAAGAUUUCCUUAGGAGACCUAUAAAACAAUACGUCACCAUUAACGUACAGUAAGAAUGUAUGUUAUUUAGUUUAAUAGUUAUAUGGUUAUCUAUUAAAUUGAGCAAUAUGUCAACAGAGUCUGGAGAGUGGCCGGAAAGGCCUUCAGAGCAGUCUGUCCGACGGCUUCAGUCCUUCAGGACAUGUUGCAACAGUAACUGGUCUUUUUGUCAAUGGGUAGUCCUACACAGAGUCACUAUUCCCCUGUAUACUCUUAAGGAUCUUUUUACUUACACAACCAGUUGUAUCAUUUAAGCCUCCUGCCCAUAACCCCCGUGGGAUCCAUAUGUGUGCAAACAGGAAGAGAUCAGCAACAUCUUGAGUAUCUAAUGCAUGCCUAGUUUUUGAGCAUAGGUACUGUCUACCAGUGAACACAAUAUGUACAUUUACACCAGUGACUUAAUGCACUCUGUGUUUUUGUUGAUGAAACUCUCACAAUGGAUUCGUAUACUUGACUUCAGAAUAUCUCUUUGUCGUGUGUGUGUGUGUGUGUGUGUGUGUGUGUGUGUGUGUGUGUGUGUGUGUGUGUGUGUGUGUGUGUGUGUGUGUGUGUGUGUGUGUGUGUGUGUGUGUGUGUGUGUGUGUGUGUGUGUGUGUGUGUGUGUGUGUGUGUAAAUGUAUGCAAAUGUAUGCUUUUGUUAUAGGCAAAGUUAGAAUGCACUUCUAUAGGGCCACUGCCAAGUCGUGUCAAUUGCCACAUAACGGCAUCAUAUUAGUAACCCCCCCCACAACAACAUGCCGGGGCAUUGGGUGGGCAGCGGUGGAGGAUCACAGAGGAGCUGCAGACUGCUGCAGUGUGAUCUAACACGCCUGCUAACAUAACACAUAUAAUCCAGUUCCAUUCCUGACAGAAGACUGAUUUGCACAUGUAGACCUUUCAGGUGAAUAUGAAGCGCUGUAAAGCUUCAGAGUAAAUAUUCAGUCACAAGAGCUGUGUGAGUGACUCGUGUCCCACUAAGAGGCUUUCUUUGCUGCUUGUGUUUAAACUGACUAAUGACGUUAUGCAAUGUGGUUUCAUUCUGUUCUUUUGUUUCAGAGCAGGUAUCAUAAAAUGCUGUUGCAGGAGUCAGCCGCUGUCGAGAACACUUGAUUUGUCUUGUCUUUGAAGUGAAAUCUUUCUGCACUGUUGAAGAACAUGUUUUAGAGUUAUAGUGGCGAUGUAAGUCCUAGAAACAUGGUAAAAAAUAAUCUUAAUGUACAGAACAGUUGGAGUCCUGUGUUUUAGAGUAGACUCGUGAAUUGUUCACACAUUGCUGUCCGAAAAGGAAGCUCUGGUAAAAACUAGUGAACCUUUCUAACACACAUAAAGAGCCAAAUAAUAAUAAUAAGAGACGGAUCCAACAUGGCUUCAUUUCAACUUGUAAUGGCUGAAAAUGAUAGUAAUAAUAUAACCCUCUGUUGCUGCCUAUUUAUUAUCUCAAACAGGAAUGUACUGCUCUCAUUACCCCCCACCCAGCCUUGGAAGAGAGCACUUUGAGAAAUCACUCGAUGGGGAUUUAUUUUUAAAUCAGGACCAAUGAUCCAUCAGUCCAUUAGACGCUCCUUUGUAUUUAUAUUCCUUAAAGAAGAGUCCCCCUUAGAGUCCCAUUUCAGAAUUCCCUGGAAAUGGACCCAGUAUAGCGACAGCUGUCUCUGCGUGUCGGGGGUGAGGAUGGAGGUUCCCGGGGUGUGUGUGUGUGUUCCGCUCUCAUUCACACUGUACAGAGAUCUAGCAUGUCUCUCCAAAUGAUUAAUAAAG